AUGAUAUAUGUGUGUAUAUUGUUAACAUAUUGUAUAUUUAUUAGUUUAACGUGUGACAAAAAAAAAAACAGGAAGAUAAUGGGUAUUCCAGGAUUAACUGCUUAUAUAAACAAGCAUCGAUUUAAUUUUUUAGAGCACUACGAAUUACGUGAUACGUAUUUAGUAAUUGAUGGAAAUAAUAUUAAUUAUUUAUUAUAUAGAAAUUGCACACGCAAUAAUUGGACAUUUGGCGGUGAUUACGAUAUUUAUAAGCAAUAUGUAUCAGAUUUCUUUGAUGACUUAUUAAAGUGUAAUGUAACGCCCUUAGUCUUUCUUGAUGGUGCUGUUGAAAGUAAAAAAUUCAAAACUAUUAUUAGAAGAGUGAAAAGGAAACUAAAUAUAUUGCCAACUUCUGCAUUCAAAACUAAUUAUCCAGAAAUAAUUUUUCCUUUGCUAAAGCAAAAAGUUUUUAUUGAUGUAAUGGAAGAAAAAAAUGUUCGAAUUGUACAGUGUCUCUUUGAAGCUGAUGAUAUUAUAGCAUCAGUAGCAAAGAUAUUAAAUUGUCCAGUUCUUAGCCAAGAUUCAGAUUUUUAUAUAUAUGGAUCAUUAUAUAUACCAUUUGAUACAUUAAAAACUGAUGUAGUUAAAAAUUCAAAUGGAAAUGGUUAUAUUAAACUUUGUAAAAUUUAUAAGAUUGAGAAAUUAUUCAAAUAUUUUACAGGAUUAGAUCAAUCAAAGAUGAUAUUAGCUUCAAUACUACUAGGCAAUGACUAUGUAGAACCUAGUACAUUUAGAAACUUCUUCCACUAUUUAAAGUUAGAUUCAUCAAGUGUGAAUUAUUAUACCCGACAACAGUAUUGUAUCAAUAAAAUUUUGCUAUGGUUGAGUAAAUAUAGCUUGCAUGAUGCAAUCAUUGAAAUUUUAAGUAGGUUAAUUAUACCUAUGCGACAAAAAAUGUUGGAUUUAAUAGAGAUGAGUAUAAAUGGCUGUAGAGAUGAAUGUGCUGAAAUACUUAUAACUUUAGGUUUCUCAAGAGAUUAUAUUACUCAUGUAAAUACUUAUUACUUCAAUAGAAGCUUUAAAUUUGAUGGAGAUAUCAAUACAUUGACAUACAUAGAAGUUUGCGGAAGAUAUAAUGAAUCAAUUGAAGAAAAUAAGGAAGAAGAUGAUGAAAUUGAAAUAGCAAAGAUAUUUACUGAGUCUGAAUUAAUGUUUAACACUGCAACUAUUAGUGAUUUGCCUAUAUGGUUUGUAAAUGAAUUUCGUACUGCUAAAUAUCCAUCAUAUUUUCUGGAUUUAAUAAUUAAUCGUUUAUAUGUAUGCUCCAUACAAGUAGAAGAUUUUCGUUAUCCUUCAAACAUCAAAGUAAGCCUAAAAAUCCUUAGUAUCAUCAUUGAAAUUCUAAAAUUAAUGAUAGACAAUAAUAUAAAUUAUAUAAGAUACUUAAUGAGAACUGAAGAUAAAAAGAUUAUGUGCUAUAAGUUAGAGGCUACAGAAAUGAAUAUUUUUGAACUAUCUUCUUCAUUCAAUCUUAGUGAUGUCUCAUUACUUACUAAAAGAGAGAUUUUAAACUAUACUUUAGGAAUUACAGAUAUGGAUUGUAUAAAUGAACUUCCACCAAAGUGGAUAUUGUAUGUUGGAUGCAUCAAAUAUUGGAUACAUCAACAAGAAUGUCCUGUAUCUUACAAAUGUUAUUUAUAUUCUAUAUUUAUUUGUAUGUUAUUUGAUAUAGUAGAUUUCAAAAUUGGGAAAUAUAGAAGUAUAAUGGCUUUUAACAAAAAAUAUAAGCAAACAAUUGAAGCUAUAAAGCAGAAAAGAAAAGAAAGCAAUUAUAACCCAUGUUGUAUAAUAAAUAGUACAAUUCACGAAGCCUACAAUGAAAUCGUUCAUGACGACUAUGUACUAGCAGCACCAUUUUUUAUUUCACUUUUUAAGGUAGAUGAAACAUUAUAUAACACAGACAAGUUUGAUAUACAUAUAGUACACGUUUUUGGUGAGUUCCAAAGUUGUUUGAAACAUACUAUGGAUUUGAAUACACUUUUGGGAUAUCCUUAUCCACAGAUCAAAGUUGCACAUUUAUAUAAUGGUACUUUAUUGUAUAAUCUAUGUAAUAAUUUUAGAACUCACCAUAAUAUCGAAGAAUAUAUAAAUACUGUUCUACAAAUGUCUCCAAGCCUCUUAAGAUUUUUUAAUACAUUUUUAUUAAAAGUCAAACCAAUGUUUUCAUGUAUGUUUCAAAAUAAAUAAUAUUGCUCUACAAAUCUCUUAAGGAAGACAGGAAGACACUUUAAGACAUCUGAGAGCAUGAGACAGGAAAUUAAAGUACAUAUAACUAAAGAUAUAAAUAUAUAAGCUAAAUAUAUAAGAGUGGUGCAAAUGCUGGAAUAUUAAAGUAGGGAAAUAAAGGAGGGAAGCCAGUAAUUACUGGCACAAGUAAGAUAAGGAUUGAUGGAGAGGUAGAAUAGAUAUUGAUAAGAGAGUGAAAGAAGGGAAUGUGAACUUUAUGGGAUCAAAUAUGCAAGCGCAUAACAAGAAACAGUAUUAGAAAGGAAGAUUAGUACAGGAGACAUAGUUCAUGAACAAGGAAAAGAUAGGAGAGAUGUAGACUGUAGAUGCAGAAGAAAAGAAAGGAAAGAAUAAAGAGAGAGGAGGUACUUAGUUAAAUAGGUAAAUUAGACAAUUAGCUCUAGUAGCAUUCGUUCUAUAGAGUAAGUAAUGGGUAAGUAAUGAAGUAAGUAAUGGAGCUACCAAAAAUGGAUUAAGCGGAAAAGAUGUCGGGGGAAGGUAGAAUGAAUCACCUUUAGCACUAAAUUUACAAGGACUUCAUGUAUACAUAUUCCUACUAUGACCGGUCUUUAAAACAAUUUGUAUUUUUUAAUAUAGAAUGAAGAUAAUAGCCAGUUUGAUAGUAAAAAAAAAUAGUUUUAAAAAUUAUUAAAAAUAGUAUUAAAAAAUAUUAGUAAUUGAAAUAAAAAUUCUUGUUUCGAAAUUCCUUCUCCUGUGAUUUCUUUAUUUAAAAUCCAUGCAUUUAUCCCGAUUAUGAUAUUGAAAAAUACUUGUAGAGGGCCAUCUCCUAGAUUUGGAUUUUACAGUGAAAUAAAUGCAUAUAAUUUUGCAGUAGAUAGAUCCCAUUUAAUUCCCAACACUCGAAAUGCCUCUGUUUCCUUCCGCUUUCAGUUUCAGAAUUGAGUUUUCGAGAGACUACUAUUAAAAAAAAAUAUAAAUCGUUUAACCAGUCAAAUGACCAGUCGUGAUAGGUAAGACGGAUUACAUAUUAUUCUCACAAAACACACAAUAAGAAAAGAAGUGAAUAUUAAAAAAUUCAUUGUACGUAUAUUAUAAGAAAAGUCGUGAAGCUAAAUGGCAGUGCAAUAACGUUGUAUAUAAAAAAUUCUAAACGAAAUUUAAAAAACGAUCAUUUAAGUGGUCACAGUAGGUUUAGUGUUAGCCAUCCCAAAAGCUGGUCUUCAUCUGAAGAAAGCUAUGCUCUGUGUUUGGUGGAACUAGAAAGGAAUCCUAUAUUACAAGCUUCUACCAAACAACCAGACGAUAAAUUCGGAAAGGUAUUGUUCGCAAUUAGACGAAUUAAAGACAACAAUUGAACAAAAACGUCCAGAACUAGUGAAUCGGAAGAACGUCGUGUUUCAUCAGAGCAAUGCGAGACCUCAUGUGUCUUUAACUAUUCGACAAAAGCUAUUGGAGCUUGGUUGGAAUGUGCUACCCCACCUACCGUAUUCACCAGAAAUUGCCAAAACUUUAACUCUUUGGUCGACGUAAGAAAUCAUAUUGAAAAGUUUUUCGUCGAAAAAUCUGACAAGUUCUAGGAGGAUAUAAUAUUAAAGUCACGUGAAAGAUGGAGAAAGGUUGUAGAACAAAAUGAUACUUACACAAUUGUAUCUGUAUAAUUCAAUAAAUCUAUUUCGAAAUUUAAA
Bombus huntii is the source of this 3911-nucleotide messenger RNA. RefSeq names its product protein asteroid-like. Lineage: Eukaryota; Metazoa; Arthropoda; Insecta; Hymenoptera; Apidae. The coding region runs from base 1 to 2226 and encodes 741 amino acids. The record is from RefSeq and is a predicted model, not a curated record. The transcript has a single exon.